AUGAAGACUGUGGUUUUUAUGCUGCUCCUGGCAGUUGCAAAUGCCAAGGUGUAUUCUAGAUGUGAGCUGGCAAGAGCUCUGAAAGCAAAUGGUAUGGAUGGAUAUCAUGGCAUCAGCCUGGCAAACUGGGUUUGCUUGACCAAACAUGAGUCUGACUUCAACACCCGGGCUACAAACCACAACUCUGAUGGCUCAACAGACUAUGGCAUUUUCCAGAUCAACAACCGUUGGUGGUGUAGUAAUGGUGUAUUUCACAGUGCUAAUGGCUGUGGAAUCUCCUGUAGUGAGCUUCUGACUGAUAACAUCUCGAGAGCUGCCCAGUGUGCCAAGACCAUUGUGAGGCAGCAGGGCAUUACUGCAUGGGUUACUUGGCGUAACUACUGCAGGGGACGUAAUUUGAGCUCAUACGUUGCCGGCUGUGGAGUUUAAGUCAAGAUCUGAAUCAAACAUCUGCUACAAGUGACAAACCAGCUGUCUUAUCACGCAGAGCCAUUUUCUUUAUAUUGAUUUUACACCAUUAAAAAUAAAUCUGGAUCAACACUAAAACAUCUUUCA
Molecule: messenger RNA, 555 nt
Organism: Trichomycterus rosablanca
Lineage: Eukaryota; Metazoa; Chordata; Actinopteri; Siluriformes; Trichomycteridae
Product: lysozyme C-like
Molecular function (GO): lysozyme activity
Source: RefSeq, a predicted model, not a curated record